AUCAGCGGCGAAGAGUAACGAAAAUCCGCAAAAAAUUCGAAAAAUUCCACAGGUUAUUGACACCAUGAGUCGCACAACACACGCGAACGUAGUAAAAGCAGGCAGCGUAGCGCGAAUGAGUUGAACAGUCCGCAGCGGGUGUUGGUGUGUUAGACCGUGCGGCGGUGCGACGGCUACUUAGAGAAGCGUCAGCGUCUUUUACCAGUUUUGGCGCACUUCGGCGUACAAGUGAAAUACAAGAAAAAGACGUCAAUGAAAUUGGAGAAUGCUUAUAGACGACGUGGUUACAUGUGUAGGUGAGGAGUAAGGGCGGAAAACAGUCAGCGACGCCAACAGCAACAAGUGGUUGGAUUUCUUAUUUCGGUACGCUUAUAAGAAUCGUAUUUUAGAAUUCUUUGUUAUGGUUUAGUAUACUAAUAAGUAGUUGGUUGAGCUUUAAGUGAGGAGAGCAAAGAGCGACUUCAUCCCUAUUUUGAAGAGUACGGAUAGAACCCCUCGGAAGUAUUUCUGACUCGAAGUGUUUUAGGAUUAUGCUCAUCUGAGUUAGGCAAGUUCAAAUGGGUUCCGAAUCUUCAGUCCUUACAGCGGGUUCAGCCCUGGUGGUCCAUAUCAUAAGACACGGAUAACCUGUGAUGAUAUCAAACUUGUAUCGCUAACCUCAAGACCUCGGUUCACACAAUAUAAAUUUCUCAGUAAAGAAAGUACAUAUUUACAGUUUUUUUUAUGAAACGACUUCGUAGCUAGUCUCAUUAGUGGAUAUAAUAGUUCUUGUAUUUCAAGGUAAAAUACUAUAUUCUCUCUGGCCACAGCUGAAAAACAGCUAGUCACAUUUACAUCACUGGUGCUAUGCGCACGUGUGCAGCUGCAGCUUUGCAGGCAAUCCUGAACCUCACACCACUUCAUUUGGUGGUUGGCACUAUGGCCAAUAAGACCUUACUGGCCCUAACAAGGGCAGGUUAAAGAAACAGCAGGAUGUUAAGCGCCCGGCAAUUGGAUAUCAUCGGAAGGAAGCUUCCAACGACUCUCCUCCCGAGGGACGAUAUCAUUAAAAGGGUUCAUCUUGUGAGACGAUUUAAAACGGUUAUGUCCAAUAAAAGGGAAUGGGAGGACUCAACUCUCAAGGAACUCAUACGCAGAAGCUCACAACAAUGGUACACAGACGGACAAAGACAGCAGUUGGUAUAGGCGCCGGGAUAACGGGGCCACGACUGAAGCUGUCUUUAUCCAUGGGCAUCUUCCAAGCUGAAGUCUAUGCCAUUACCAAGUGUGCAGAGGUAAUAUUAGACAGGGGCUACCAUAAUGAGCGCAUAGCCAUUAUCAGCGAUAGCCAAGCAGCUCUCCAGGCAUUAUCAUCCUUCGAGGUGGACUCGGGGCUGGUCAUGGAUCGCGUAGAUACUUUGAAUAGUAUUUGCAGCAAUAACAGCAUAACCCUAACUUGGGUUUCAGGACAUAAAGAAAUACAGGGAAACGAACUCGCGGACCAACUAGCAAGGAAGACCACGGCCACCAGUCCAAUUGGGCCAGAGCCCUUUAUCGCGGUUGGUCGGCACGUUCUUAUAACCCGCCUGAAAGAGGAGGAGGCAGCAAGCAGGAAUCGCAUUAUAUACCGGCCACUGCAGACUACGGUGUCAUCUGCACAAAAUGGGAAUCCACUCGUCGGAUCUUUGCCGAUUCUGUCUGCCGAUUCGGAGGCGGAGACACCAGAGCACUUACUCCUUGACUGCCCGGCGAUCGCGAAGGAAAGGGGACAGACAAUUGGGGCACUUUAUCCCCAAAGAGGAAGUAUCGCAUGCAUCAGCCCUGCAACACUGUUAAGAUUUCUUAACGUGACGGGGUUGGAGGGGGUGCUGUGAUAACUGCAGAGGGCCCAAUAGACUUAAGGUCGCGGUGCAAUCCUCACUAUAUAAUCUAAUCUAAUAUACUAUAUUUAAAAAUCUAUUCGAUCAACACUUCAAACAAAAAGGUCGAGACCAAAAAAGGUUUGUUUGAAUUCAAUUGCCUAGUAACUGGCCUCGAUCUUUGACAAAAUCGUAAUAAAUUCUUCAUUUUUUAGUUCUGUGGUAAUAAAUGUGGUUUGCUAGUUGUUUUAGUCAAAAGUUUGUCGAUUCAGGUUAAAUAAAAAGGCCGGGAAAAAAAUAUAGAACUCUAAAAUUGGGACUAAGAGAAAUCCGUCGAUAAUGACUAAGUAAUAUAUGGGCUUAUAAAAUCUCCAGGCAGGAUGUUAUAUAAAACUGUAUUUAUUCUGCUUUCUGAGAAA
Molecule: messenger RNA, 2257 nt
Organism: Zeugodacus cucurbitae (melon fly)
Lineage: Eukaryota; Metazoa; Arthropoda; Insecta; Diptera; Tephritidae
Exons: 2
Coding region: 1101-1853 (250 amino acids)
Molecular function (GO): RNA-DNA hybrid ribonuclease activity; nucleic acid binding
Source: RefSeq, a predicted model, not a curated record